Molecule: messenger RNA, 2589 nt
Organism: Daphnia magna
Lineage: Eukaryota; Metazoa; Arthropoda; Branchiopoda; Diplostraca; Daphniidae
Product: neuropilin-2
Exons: 9
Coding region: 310-2214 (634 amino acids)
Source: RefSeq, a predicted model, not a curated record
AAAAGCUUUCAGUCGUUCACCAGACGCGGGACGGUGCGGACACGCGACUACCUCUCCCCCCUUUGUUAUUGUGGUUGUUAUUCAAAGUUCUUAAGCCUACAUUAAGUGGGCUUAUUUCUUCAUAGAUUUAUUCAUUUAAAAAAAAAAAAAAAACCGCAGACCGCUGUGUCAUCAACCAUUUACGCAAUUCGCUGUGUCACUGUUUAGCUGUUUGAAAACAUUAUUUGAAAAAAAAAAAAAAAAACAAUAAAAGUGUUGAGACAUUGUCAUGAGUGAUAUUAUCCAACAAGAGCUCGUGCGGCGAAACGAAUGAUGGACCCUCCUCCUGCACGGACGUGUCUUUUUGAUUAUGCAUCGUCGACGAUGAUGGAAUCGACACAACCGGACAAACAGAAGAAACUGAGCGGUCGCAGAAGAAGCGGCUGGGUUGAUCCAGCUAGACGCAGCAGGAGUCCAAUGUCCCGUGCCGGUGAAUGCUUGACGAAGAAUUGUGGCCGAUCGUUUCAUCUCACUCUCGAAAAGUCUUGCCUUGUUGUCAGCUUCCUCCUCCUCGUUCAGCUGACCUCAUCGGUUCAUCUCGCCACAGGCAAGUCUGCAGACACGGCCUCGACGACGGAAUGCCCUCGUCUAUUGGGAAUGAGCUCCGGAUCGAUCCAAGAUUGGCAAAUUGCAUCCAGUUCCCAAUGGACGGGCGUGGGCGAUCUGACGGAGUUUGCAAGCAGUAGCAGUAGCAGCAGCAGCAGCCAGGGAGCAGGCGGUGGAGUUGGCAUGUACAACAAUCAAGGUGGUUCGUGCCAGCCAAAGUACGCACGGCUCUAUCAAAGUGGGAACAAAGCCUGGUGCGCUAAACAUCGUUCCGUCGGCGAAUGGAUCCUGGUUGACUUGGGCGUCAUAUCACAGGUCACGGGACUGAUGACGCAGGGACGAGAGGAAGCGGAUGAAUGGGUUAGCGCCUACAGCAUCUCCUAUAGCGUUGACGCUUUCAAGUGGAGCUACGUCGUCGAUGGCAAUGGAAAUCGACGUGUUUAUCGCGGCAACGUCGACGCUUCCAGCGUCCGAUACAACCUGCUCGAUCCGCCACUUCAAACACGUUUCGUGCGGCUGCACGUCAUCGAGUGGAGAGGUCGGCCCAGUCUCCGGCUGGAAAUUGUCGGUUGCCAAGAAUGUAACCAGGUCAUUACUGAAUCGCCAAACGUCAAAUUGACUUCCAGUUCCGUUCCAACAGCGGCCAAAAAGCACAGCUGCCAGCCGGACUCUGCUCACCUAUUCAGCCAUACGGGAUGGUGCGCUAAGAAACAAGACGCGGAUCAAUGGAUCCAAUACGACUUGGGUCCGCCCAGACAGAUUACGGGCGUCGUGACACGCGGCCAUGGCGGAUGGGAGAGCAAACAACGUCACCACGUUUCCUGGGUCAGCUCCUACACUCUGUCGUACAGCAACGACACACUCCUAUGGUUCUCCUAUCGCGACGGCAACCACCUCGAUCCUAAGAUCUUUGGUGGCAACAUGGAUGCUGAAACAGAAAGACGGCACUACCUCAAUCAUCCUUUCAGUGCCCGAUACGUCCGUCUUCAUCCAAUGACCUGGCGGCAUGGCAUCGGCUUACGCGCCGCCCUGCUGGGUUGCCCUCACAAAGCAGGCGGUGACUGCGGCCCGGGAUUCUUCCACGUCAACGCAGUCUCCGGAUGUAUGGAAAACUUGGCCUAUCACCACAAUACGUGGCUCAAUGACAAGCGCCAUCUGUGGAAAGAUUGGAAAUACGGACGGGCUUCGCUGGCAGUGGACGGCGAUUCAGACGCAACCCUACAUCGUUGCGCCAUUCUCGACAAUUACUUUGUGGAAAAUCCUGUUUGGAUGGUCGAUCUUGGCAAGAAACACAACAUCAACGGUGUUGUUAUUGCUACUUGGCAGGGUAAAGGUCAAGAAUCCCAUUUGUCAACAGACAAGACGGCCACUUACCGUGACUACCAGACCAAUUUAGAGAAACUUACUGUGUACGUGUCCAACAAACCUCGUUUGGAGACUGCCGAUCUGCUCGCCGAAGGGUCUUGUGGUCAGGUCAAUCGCAAUAAUGACAGCCUUUUCCAGCCACGCAUCCAUAUCCAGUGCCAAGAUGAUCUUCGAGGUCGCUAUCUCUACAUCCGAGCUUCGGCCGUGGCCACCCGCAAAUCUCGCCUCUUUUUCUCUGUUCUAUGCGAAGUUAUGGUCUACUAAAUCACAACAACAAUAAUAAUAACAAAAAAAAAAAAAACUCUCAAAACGCUUUGUUAUCCUUCUUUUUGCUGCUGCGCCCUCUCGUUCUAUCUUGACUAUAUUCAAAAUUAUCAGCUAUUUCUGUUUUCUUUUUUCCCGAUGAACAAAUAAGGCUUCCGGGUUUUUCUUCGGCGUUCCAUUGGUGUGUAAAUAUACCUCACCCCAAAGAAAGAAAGAAAAAAACAUCAGACAUUCGUUAAAUAAGGAAAAGGGUUUUUUUUUUUUCAAACAACGUGCGCUUCAUGUUAUUUCGUAGAAAUCUUCUCUGAUUAAUUCCCAUUAUCCAUGUUCUACGUAUAGCGGAAUGUGUGUAAAUACAUCGUUGAUGACGUUGAA